Messenger RNA from Amborella trichopoda, 652 nucleotides. RefSeq names its product vascular-related unknown protein 1. The record is from RefSeq and is a predicted model, not a curated record. Gene Ontology annotation, biological process: xylem development. Lineage: Eukaryota; Viridiplantae; Streptophyta; Magnoliopsida; Amborellales; Amborellaceae.
GUGUGAAUUGUCCUUCAAAAUAAGGGUAAGAAUUAGGGUUUUGAUGUGUUUGUAUGGAUGAUGGAGCAAGGCUCUCAACAAGAAGAAUCAGGAUGGACCAUGUAUUUUGAGGACCUCUGUGAAAAUAACAACCACGGGGACUGCAAUUAUUCAUCUUCCAUGACUGGAGUUUCUUCUUCUUCAUUGUUAUCCGAUGCAGCCUCUGGUGCUGCAUGGAAAAUGAAGAACCAGCUCAUUUUCCCACCCCAAAAGCCAUGCAAACCGCUGAAUUUUAAGAAGAGAAAGACGGCGAUCCCUAUUCAUGAUGAUCCAUUGGAGGAUACUGCUAGCUCUCCUGCUAAUAGUCCAAAGGUUAGUAGCACAACAGCAAUAAUUCUCAAUUUGAAAGAAAACGAAGAUCAUCCUAAUGGAUCUCAGGAGAAGGAUGAUGUUUCGGGAAAUUUUUCAGAGUUUCGAGCGGUUGAAAAGAAGGAACCCCAAACGGAGGAGUGUACAGAUUUGAAGAAGAGGGGACUUUGCCUUAUGCCCUUAUCCAUGCUGGUUGACUAUCUCUCAUGAUUCCCUCUCUAUUCUCUUCUAUGUAAAAUCUCCAUAUAAACCAAAAAGAUAAAGUUAAAAUUGGAACAGAACCUAUCUAUCAUCUCUUCUUCCA